AUGUUCGCGCUCACCUCCAAGCCCGCGGUCGCCGCCGCCAAGGUUCGCGUCGUCUCCGACCGCAAGAAGAUCUCCGCCCACGCGCAUCGUGCAGCGUCGGUCCCCCGCCGCGGGCUCGCGGUGGUGGUGAAGGCGACCGCCGACGACAAAAACGCCCCGUCCCGUCGCGAUAUCCUCUCCGCGCCCGGACUCGCCGCGCUCCUCUCCGCGGCCGUUCCCGCGGAGCAGCUCUGGCUCCCCGGCAUGGCCUCCGCCAAGGGGGAGGGAGGCAUCAAGCCCACGAACGUCACCGGAUUCGACGACUCGAUCGCGGCGGCCAAGCUCGGCCCCAUCGGAGGCGCGGUCCCGUGCUCCGACUACAAAGCCUGGGAGAAGACCAUCUACGGAUUCAUCGACGGCAUCAAGACCGGCGAGUGCCCGCCCGCGUUCAAGAACGCCACGCGCGCGUUCCUCCUCAAGCAGGACGGCGUACCCGCCGGCCAAGAUCCCCUCGUCAUGCUCACCGUGCUCAUCCCCGAGGCGGACCAAAAGGCGGGACUCGCCUUCUUCGUCAACAAAGGACCCAAGGCUAACCCGCUGUGGGCCACCGACGACAUCAAGGCUUUCACCACGCUCGACCCGUUCACAGCCACCGCGUCCGUCGCCAAAUUCGUCCGCGGCGUCCCGCCAAAGUCGACCAAAGGACUCUGGUUCGGGCAGUACAACCUGGGCUGGAACGGCAAGUUCGACGAUUGGACCCCGGCGUUCACCUCCCCGGAGGCGGACGCGUUUCACAACUCCCUCGGCGUCGAGUUCUCCGUGGCGCACCAGAUGGACCUCAAGGACCCGGGCAACACGUACAAGCCCAAGGCGAAGAUCGGCAUCGAGGUGUUCCACUGCUUCAACUCGUUGGCGGGGGCGCAGGAGCUGGGCAAGGCUUUCAACCCGGAGUCCCCCUUCUUCGUCGACGAGCCGAGGUACGUCGGUCCUUACGACGCGACCAUCUGGAAAAUCAUGGACGACAUCGACUACACCGCGUGAGUAGUUAGGAUUCGAGUGCGCGAGUCGGCGAGUGCGACCCUCUCUUCGUCACUUUUUCAUCGUCGGACACUUUUUAAAUCGUCACUUG
This is a messenger RNA of Micromonas commoda, 1108 nucleotides long. RefSeq lists its product with no specific name. The transcript has 2 exons. The coding region runs from base 1 to 1020 and encodes 339 amino acids. NCBI's taxonomy places the organism in Eukaryota, Viridiplantae, Chlorophyta, Mamiellophyceae, Mamiellales, Mamiellaceae. The record is from RefSeq and is a predicted model, not a curated record.